ACAGGAUGCAGGGUUCGUUGGAGAGCGAGAUGUAGUCCAGUCCAGGCAGAACCUUCCAGGUCUUCAAUCAAACUCUUGACUCAAGAUGACCAAGUAAAGACUCUGGAAUAUAAAAGAAAUGGACGUGUGUUUGCUCGAGUUCCUGGAGUCUCGCAGCACAUGCCCCUGAGGAGCCGCAGAGGUUUAUGGGAAAUCCGGGACGCUGCCACUGAGGAUUUUGUCGGCCUUAAGGGAGGCCUUCUUUCCACCGCUGUGUGGUGUGCCACCGUGACACCAUGGCCAAAAACUCGUAUCGAGGAUCAAAGCACGCCAAGGCGGCGGAGGCCAAUCAUGACGUUGAUUUUGGCUGCUCGCUCAAAGACCUGCGCUCUCUCAUGGAACUCAGAGGGGGCGAGGGCAUACAAAGGAUCCAGGAGACGUACGGAGAUGUGCACGGACUCUGCAGCCGGUUGAAAACCUCCCCUGUAGAUGGGUUAACUGGAAAUACGGAGGAUAUCAAUAGAAGAAUAGAAGAAUUUGGGAAGAACUUCAUACCUCCAAAAAAGCCAAAAACGUUCCUUCAGUUAGUAUGGGAAGCAUUGCAAGAUGUGACUUUAAUUAUUCUAGAAGUGGCAGCCAUAAUUUCACUAGGCCUUUCAUUCUAUCGACCUCCUGAUGCAGAAAGAGAACAUUGUGGGAAGGCGGCCGGAGGGGUUGAGGACGAGGGGGAGGCCGACGCAGGCUGGAUCGAGGGGGCCGCCAUCCUCCUGUCCGUCUGUGUGGUGGUGCUGGUGACCGCCUUCAACGACUGGAGCAAAGAGAAGCAGUUUCGUGGCCUCCAGAGUCGCAUCGAGCAGGAGCAGCGCUUCACGGUGGUCCGCGGAGGACAGGUCAUCCAGAUCCUAGUGGCUGACAUCAUAGUCGGCGACAUAGCACAAAUCAAAUACGGUGACCUCCUUCCCGCGGAUGGAGUGUUAAUCCAGGGCAACGAUCUGAAAAUUGAUGAAAGCUCUCUCACUGGAGAAUCAGACCAUGUGAAGAAGACACUAGAUAAAGACCCCAUGCUGCUCUCAGGCACCCAUGUCAUGGAGGGCUCAGGGAAAAUGGUUGUGACAGCUGUGGGUGUCAACUCCCAAACAGGCAUAAUUUUCACCCUGCUCGGGGCAGGAGAUGAUGAUGAUGAUGAUGAUGACGAUGAUGAGGAGAAGGCGAGGAAAAAGAAAGAGAAAGAAGAGAAAAAGAAAGAAAAAGAGAGGAAAAAGAAGGAAAAGAAAGAUAAGAAAAACAAAAAGAAUGAAGGAGGGGAAAAGAAGAAAGGCAAGGAUGGCGUUGAGAUGCAGCCCCUCAACAGUGACGAUGGAGCAGAAGGCGAGGAGAAAAAGAAAGCCAACCUACCAAAGAAAGAGAAAUCUGUGCUACAAGGGAAACUAACCAAAUUAGCUGUACAAAUCGGCAAAGCGGGCCUUUUGAUGUCAGCCGUCACGGUCAUAAUCCUAGUGGCGCUCUUCCUGGUGGACACGUUCUGGAUCCAGGGCCUGCCUUGGAUCAAAGACUGCACUCCUAUCUACAUCCAGUUUAUUGUCAAGUUCUUCAUCAUUGGCGUCACUGUGCUUGUGGUGGCCGUGCCUGAAGGACUCCCACUAGCUGUCACCAUCUCACUGGCCUACUCUGUCAAAAAAAUGAUGAAGGAUAAUAAUCUUGUGAGACAUUUGGAUGCCUGUGAAACUAUGGGCAACGCCACUGCUAUAUGCUCGGACAAGACUGGAACCUUGACCAUGAACAGGAUGACAGUGGUGCAGAUUAAUAUUGGAGACAGGCAUUACAGAAAGGUCCCCGAGCCAGAUCUUAUUCCUGGGCAGAUCAUGGAGCUACUCAUAACAGGCAUCGGCAUAAACUGUGCAUACACCACCAAAAUUAUGUCUCCUGAGAAGGAGGGCGGAUUACCACGCCAAGUGGGCAACAAGACCGAAUGUGCCUUGCUGGGGCUCGUCAUGGACCUGCGACGAGACUACCAAGCCAUCCGUAAUGAGUAUCCCGAGGAGAAGCUCUACAAAGUCUACACCUUCAACUCCGUCCGCAAGUCCAUGAGCACCGUCAUUAAGAAAUAUGACGGAGGAUACCGCAUGUUCAGCAAGGGAGCGUCGGAAAUCCUUCUGAAAAAGUGUUGCAGAGUGUUGACAGGCACAGGUGAGCCCAAAACAUUUAAGCCCAGGGACCGAGACGACAUGAUGAAGCAGGUCAUUGAGCCCAUGGCGUCCGAAGGCCUGCGCACCAUCUGUCUGGCCUACAGGGACUUCCCCAUCUCGGACGGAGAGCCCGACUGGGACAACGAGACCGACAUCCUCACGGCCCUCACCUGCAUCUGUGUGGUGGGCAUUGAGGACCCAGUAAGGCCAGAGGUUCCUGAUGCCAUCAAGAAGUGUCAGCGUGCUGGUAUCACUGUGCGCAUGGUGACCGGGGACAACAUCAACACGGCACGGGCCAUCGCCAGCAAGUGUGGCAUCCUACAUCCAGGAGACGACUUCCUGUGCAUCGAGGGCAAAGAAUUUAACAGGCGGAUUCGGAAUGAAUUAGGGGAGAUUGAGCAGGAGCGCAUUGACAAGAUAUGGCCGAAGCUACGAGUACUGGCUAGAUCCUCACCUACAGAUAAACACACUCUUGUUAAGGGUAUAAUUGACAGCACAGUUAUUGAGCAAAGGCAAGUUGUGGCUGUGACAGGAGAUGGAACCAAUGAUGGCCCUGCACUGAAAAAAGCUGAUGUUGGAUUUGCAAUGGGCAUUGCUGGAACAGACGUGGCCAAAGAAGCCUCAGACAUCAUCUUGACAGAUGAUAACUUCUCCAGUAUCGUCAAGGCUGUGAUGUGGGGGAGGAACGUCUAUGACAGCAUAUCCAAAUUCCUGCAGUUCCAGCUGACAGUCAAUGUGGUGGCUGUGAUAGUAGCCUUCACAGGAGCCUGCAUCACUCAGGAUUCUCCCCUGAAAGCCGUGCAGAUGCUGUGGGUCAACCUCAUCAUGGACACUUUUGCCUCUCUGGCUCUGGCCACAGAGCCGCCCACGGAAUCCCUGCUGCUGAGGAAGCCCUAUGGCCGCAACAAGCCCCUCAUCUCCCGCACCAUGAUGAAGAACAUCCUGGGCCACGCUGUCUACCAGCUCACCAUCAUCUUCACUCUGCUGUUUGCUGGUGAGCAGAUCUUUGACAUUGACAGUGGCCGAAAUGCUCCACUGCACGCCCCACCCUCAGAACACUACACCAUUGUGUUCAACACCUUCGUCAUGAUGCAGCUCUUCAAUGAGAUAAAUGCCCGCAAGAUCCAUGGCGAACGCAAUGUCUUUGAAGGAAUAUUCAACAAUAUGAUCUUCUGCAGCAUUGUCUUUGGCACAUUUGUCAUCCAGAUUGUGAUUGUGCAGUUUGGAGGGAAACCUUUCAGCUGUGUGGGUCUGAGCAUGGAGCAGUGGCUAUGGUGUGUCUUCCUGGGCUUUGGUUGCCUCCUUUGGGGUCAGGUGAUAUCCACCAUUCCUACGAGUCGGUUGAAGUUCCUGAUGACGGCGGGCCACGGUACACAGAAGGAUGAGAUUCCUGAGGAGGAGCUGGAGGAGCUGGAGGACCAGGAUGAGAUUGACCACGCUGAGAUGGAGAUGCGGCGAGGUCAAGUGCUGUGGUGCAGAGGCCUGAAUAGAAUCCAGACACAGAUCCGUGUUGUCAAUGCAUUCCGUACUGACAAUAUGUCUCCAUAUGAGGGUCUGGAGACCCCGGAGUCCCGCAGCUCCAUCCACAACUUCAUGACCACUCCAGACUUCCGCAUCGAGGACUCGGAGCCACAGAUCCCACUAAUCGACGACAUCACCCUCGAGGAGGAUUCCGCUCCGACCAAGCGCAACGCUGUGCCUCCCCUGCCUAAGCUGCCCACCUCACCCAACCAGAACAAUAACGCCACAGAGCGGUUACCGCACCUCUACAAGGAUGCUGUCAUCCCCCCAACACCUGGCAGUCCCUUGCACAGCCUCGAGACUUCACUCUAAACCAGGGACACAGACACACACAGGAAGCCUCUCCCCGAACCCCACUGCAUUCCAGAAGAGGACGUCUGGGGAACAUUUUAGAGGCUAUGUUUGAAUUUCUGCACUAAGUACAUAUUUCACACUGAACCCUCUGUCUGUGUUUGUGCAGAAGUUGUGAUAACCGUUGUUUAUUUUUCACAGUUUUCCUUCACAAAGCUUUCCACAGAUCUCACAUAUGCCCCAGGAUAAUUAAUGCUUAGAAAAAUCUAUUGUCUCCUCAGUUUGGAUUUCACUGGACUGAGUCAGACUUUGAGGGAAACGAUAUAUGUUAAAAGGUGCAUGCAAUAUCAGAUUUUUAUACAGCACAUACCGCAUAUAGUGAAAAAAGGUUUACCAAAUACGUCGGAAAUGAAGACAUGAAAUACAGAAACAAGACGUGCUAACAAAAGAGUGAUUUAUUGAACACAUUCCAUGAAAAUUAUAAAUUGUUGAGUGCAGAAAAAUCACGCCCUUUGUAUAGUUCUUAAAAUGGGGUUUGAUUUUCUUUUGACUGUUCAUUGUUCAUCAUAUUACAAGUUUGUUUACAUGAAUAUAGAUAUUUUUUCAUUGUCAGUGGAACAUGAUGUACAAAUAUGGUGUAAAGUGAAGAUUAGGUGAGUAUUUUAGCCGCUGUAUUUUAGGGAAACAGACAUCUGCACUACUUUGCCUAUAAGAUGUAUUUGAUAUUUAUUUUAUAGAUUUAUACAGUAGUACCAGUACGGUAGUGGUGACCAAUAAUGAUGUGAUCUGUUCAGACAUAACUGGAAAAAGUGUUAGUGCCCUCUCUCUAAACAAAAGUAUAUUUUAGUAGACUACUAAGUUUGAAAAAUUCAUAAAGUGAAGGAAUUGUUUAAUUGAGUGUUCAUAUAUCAUACGGAAAUUACCAAUUCAAAUUCCAAUUCCUCUGUGACACUAAAACCCCACAAAGAAAUUCAUGACAUCUGGGAAAGAGGGUCAAUAUUGGACAAGUGAUGUUUGUUUGGUGACUUUCAAACUAGUUUCUUUUUGCAAUUUGGGGACAACUAUCAGUAACAAAGAAGAAUUACUUCUGUACUCUUACUCUAAAGACACCUUAAAUGAAUGCACCACAAAGAUCUGAUUCUGAUUCAGUAAAGGUAUUUGGCUGCAUAAAGCCACCUUUUGGGUGACCUCCACACAGAUGAAUGUGUGAAACGCAUGCUUUGUAUUUUUGUAGAAACACCAACAAUAUUCAUAUUUCUGUUCGUAAGCAGGGCAUAGUCUCUGUGAGACAGUUAUGAAGCAAGGGUCUCUGCAUCCAAACAUUAGCUCAAUUGCGUUUAGACCAUUGACAUCUAGCCUGUUUUGAAUUUCAGAGGGCUUUUUGUGCAAGCCCUAUUUUCAAAAAAAGAAUUGUGUGAUACUCGUCAGGAAAAAGUUUCAGAAGGUCCACAAAGAAAGGAAGCAAGGACAUCUAUGGGUCAUUUUUGUUUGUCUUUCAGUAGUUUCAUUUCUGUUCAAGAAAUGAAUGUUUAUCUGUUCAUGGAUUGAUUUUUUUAUUAAGUAAUAUUUGGUAAGUGAGUAAAAUGUCUGUUUCAUGAGCAAUGGAAAUGGUUUUGUGAUUCAGUUUACAGUUGGAAGUUGUUCAGUUGUGUAUGUUUUUUUGGAAAUAAAAUAUUCAUAUU
Messenger RNA from Sardina pilchardus (European sardine), 5659 nucleotides. RefSeq names its product ATPase plasma membrane Ca2+ transporting 1b (gene atp2b1b). The transcript has 21 exons. Gene Ontology annotation, molecular function: ATP binding; ATP hydrolysis activity; P-type calcium transporter activity. Lineage: Eukaryota; Metazoa; Chordata; Actinopteri; Clupeiformes; Clupeidae. The record is from RefSeq and is a predicted model, not a curated record. Bases 276 to 3998 code for a protein of 1240 amino acids. Gene Ontology annotation, cellular component: intracellular membrane-bounded organelle; plasma membrane. Gene Ontology annotation, biological process: calcium ion transmembrane transport; regulation of cytosolic calcium ion concentration.